Messenger RNA from Monosiga brevicollis MX1, 1911 nucleotides. RefSeq lists its product as uncharacterized. The annotation marks the transcript as partial. NCBI's taxonomy places the organism in Eukaryota, Choanoflagellata, Craspedida, Salpingoecidae. The record is from RefSeq and is a predicted model, not a curated record. The transcript is spliced from 18 exons.
AUGGAGCAGGCCAAGGUUGCCUUUGGCAUCUUGGAUGCAUGGUGUCGCAAUGAUGCCAUUCCAAUGCAUGCUCGGCAGCUUGUUCGAGAUGAACUCUUUGAGCUCGUCUUUAGUGACCAGAUGACAUCGGACAAGGGCACCGUGGCCCGGGUGCCAUAUGCCGUGCAGGCCGCUGGCAAGGCGAGCCGCAAGGCCAACGAACUACAGCGGCAAACUGAGCGAAAUGGCAUGCUGGAAGCCGAGGCUCGUGCCAUCUACGAGCAGCUGGAGAAGGAGAAUGUGUAUGUCUAUGCAAUCUUGUUCGCCUGCUUCCCGUUUUGCUAUCGUGGCUCACAGUGCAACCGCCACAGAUCCUUGCGCGAGAUCGUCGUCUCUCGAGAUUCGGCGCUUCAGCAGGCUGCUGCCGACCGCGCUGAAAUGGAGGCCAAGGUUAAAUGCUCUGCAAUCCGCGCAAGGAAAAUCAAGAUUUGGCUGGCUCUGCUUGCUCAUCACGGAUCAACUCUUUGCCCGAUGCGUCUCUGGGAUCAGAUAGCCCACCUCGCCGACCAGGCCGCGAUUCACGGUCGCUCCAGCCAAGUCCUCAUUGCAGGCCAACAGAUACCACAUACCCCAACCGCUGAUCCUCGCCGGGCGCUAACCAAGCGCAAUCUCGCGCGUUACAUACAGAAGAACACUGCGCUUUUGGACGAUUCAUGUCUGCAAUUGAAGCAGCAGCGCGAUGUGUCCAUAGCUGCCUACGUCUCAGCGUUGAGGCAACCGCAUCGCCGACCUGGAUUUGAUAAAGAGCAAGCUGCCCUGCGGUCGGAACUCGAUCAUUUGCGCAACAAGCUCCAGCAACUCUCAACAAGCAGCAGACAAUAUGAGCGUCUUGCUACGCAGGAGGCUCAAAAGAACGCCGACCAGCGCAUUGUGAGCCAGUUCUAUCCAACCUCUGUGAAACCCGUAGCGCCGCUGGCCACACAUGGUCGCAUCCCACCCGAGAUGGCAGACAAUGGUUGGAUGAUGCGGCUGCAAACGCGGACGCUACCCGAGCGAGCGCCGAAUGCAAACUGUCUUGGCCCAGCCGAUGUCGAGUUUCUGGCUCGUAAUUUCAUAGAGCUGCAGGUGGCCAUUGUUGAUGAAGCUCGACUUUCACCAAAGGUGCUGUCCUGCUGGCCCAUUUUCGACCGCUGGCUCCCUCCUGCGCGGCCCACCAGCCAAGCCUACUUUUCAUUUAUCGACGACCUGCUGGGUCACGCCGACGCAGCAGCCAUUGUGCUAAAUGACAGCUUGCAAGGCAUCCUAAAUCUGACCGAGACAACUGCUGAAGUCGGCUUCUUGCGCGCUGUUGUCCAAGGCCACCGUGGCUUUUGCUCAAUGCUCUUUGCCGAAAUGGAAACCAAGGCUGAAGAGUUGGACGAGCUCUUACUCGAAUACACGAGCUUUUGCGGCAGUGCCUCCACUGAGCAAUCCAUCUGUUGCUAUUUGUAUAAACUUGCGACCAAUUACAAGAGCUGCAUGCACCGCUCGCUGAUGGCACGUUUGGACCCAGACGUGGCUGUCACUCGUGAGAUGUGUCGCAGCAUUUUGCAAGAGCACUGCGCCGAAGCUAGCCUACCGUUCUUGGAUUAUCUGCUGGAGCGCACGCAUAAAGACUUGGCAUUUCGGGAAAUAUCACGUGAUAUUGCCGUGGAUGUACUCUCUGCGGCAUUCCUGGUCCAUCGGCGAGAUGUACUGCAGGAGGAAUUGCGCGAAUACAUGGCGGGCAUUCCGCCCCAUCAAAGACUUAUCAACAAGCGGCAGCGCAUCACUAUGGUGACAAAGCACGCCCUGUGCUCAUGUGCAUAUUCGGAUAAUGUCAGAUUGAAGCAGAGGUGGCCAGCCGUGCUCUUUUGGCACAAGGAUCAACCCGAUAGCUUUGAUGACAUUGUA